This is a messenger RNA of Pocillopora verrucosa, 4317 nucleotides long. NCBI's taxonomy places the organism in Eukaryota, Metazoa, Cnidaria, Anthozoa, Scleractinia, Pocilloporidae. The record is from RefSeq and is a predicted model, not a curated record.
UUGUACGGCCAUCUUGAGAUCGAACAACCUGUUACCUCAAAAAUAAGACAUUGCACAAAGUCACGAUAAUUCAGAGAAGGGAGUCUGUUCCAAUCGUGCAGAACGGAAUUAUUUUACAUCAGAGUGCAUCAAGAUCUCGUUUAAAUGUCAGAGUUCUCGAUGAAACCUGUUUCGCACAGCGAAAACAAAGAUGAGGUCGUAGGACACUUUCCUCCAGGACCGUUGGAUAGUUAUCGAGAGCACGCUUCCUUCGACUGGUUUCAGAUGAAAGUGUUUUUAGAUGGGGGAGAAGAUGUAGUCAGAUUCCAGCACAAUAUGUGGAAAACUAUGGAGAAAGACUCGUUAUUUGACCGUGUCAACGAUUGGAAAUUGAGUAUGGACGAACGCAGGCGUGUAACAAUGAAACGAUGUAAGAGAAUUGCGGAGUACAAUUUUUUGACAGACGAUGAUAUUAUGGCAGCACCACUCUUGGUUCAGGCAUUUGGUGACGCCUUAGGAAUAUACGACUGGAGUUUAUCAACAAAAUUCACUUUAAACACUACGAUGUUUGCUCGUCAAGUUAGAACAUCAAGCACACACGAACACAUCCAAGAGCUUGCAGAUAAAGCUAUGAGGUUUGAAGUCUUCGGUUGUUUUGCUCUGACUGAGUUAACACAUGGAAGCAAUACUAAGGGUGUUCAAACCACAGCUACUUAUGAUCCAUCAUCACAGGAGUUUGUGAUCCAUACACCCAACUAUGAAGCUACAAAGUGUUGGGUGGGCAACUUGGGUAGAACUGCAACCCAUGCCAUAGUCUAUGCACAGCUUUACACCCCUGAUGGAGUCUGCCACGGACUCCACUCAUUUGUCAUUCAAGUACGAAACACCACAGAUCUCUUACCCAUGCCUGGGGUGACUGUAGGAGAUCUUGGAGAGAAACUGGGUCAAAAUGGACUAGAUAAUGGGUUUGUGUCUUUUAACCAUGUUCAUAUUCCACGGGAACACUUGCUGAACAGAACAGCUGAUGUGACACCUGCAGGGAAGUAUGUUACACCAUUUAAAGACCCAAACAAAAGAUUUGGUGCUGCACUGGGUGCCUUGUCUGGUGGGCGAGUUGGGAUAACAAGUAUGGCUGUGAUCAACUUGCGGCUGUGUAUGUCUAUUGCUAUUAGGUACUCUGCUGUUAGAAAACAGUUUGGCCCACCUGGAAAGGAUGAAAUUCCUGUGUUAGAAUAUCAAAUGCAGCAAUGGAGACUGAUUCCCAAGUUAGCAGCAACAUAUGCUUUAGCUUAUUUUGCAAGGACCUUCUUUAUGAAUUUUGUUGAGCUACAAGUUGGUAUGAUGAUGGGAGAAUCAGGUGAAACACAAGCUGCUUUAGGACGUGAGAUCCAUGCCUUGUCAUCUGCUAGCAAACCUCUGGCCAGUUGGAUUGCACAAAGUACUAUUCAGGAAUGUCGUGAGGCCUGUGGUGGCCAUGGUUACCUUGCAAUCAACAGGUUAGGUGAAUUAAGAAAUGAUAAUGACCCCAACUGCACUUAUGAAGGAGAUAAUAACAUGCUUCUGUGGCAGACAAGUAGUUAUCUCUUAUCCCAGCUGGAUGCUAAACAGAAAGGUUCCCAUAUUUCCAGUCCCCUUCACACAGCUGACUUCAUAAAUGACAUUGAACAAAUUAUGACACAUAAAUUCCAUGCAAGCACUGAGCAAGAAUGUAGAAACCCUGAUUUUCUUGUUGGAGCAUACCAAUGGCUUGUUUGUUACCUACUAAAAGAGAGUGCCCAGAAGUUUAAGCAAGAGCUUACAAGUGGAAAGGACUCCUUUGCAGCUAAGAAUGACAGCCAAGUAUUUUACUGUAGGUCAUUGGCACUUGCUUUCAUUGAGUGUACAAUUUUGAAGAGAUUCAAGGAAGCAAUUUUCAAUGAGGAUGAAAUUCCACAAGCUCUUAAACCAGUUCUUCUCAGACUUUGUUCACUAUAUGGCUUGUCCUCUUUAGAGACACAUCUCACUACUCUAUACCAAGGUGGCUUUUGUUGCUCAGUGAAUGAUGCCAGAAUUGUGAGAGCAGCCAUACUUACUCUUUGUUGUGAGUUGAAGAACGAAGCUGUAGCCCUGGUGGAUGCCUUAGCCCCACCAGAUUUUAUUCUUAACUCACCCAUUGGUCACAGUAAUGGAAAGGCUCAUGAAAACUUGCAUGCUGCGAUUAUGCAAAAACCAGAGAACAAGGAACGAAUUUCAUGGUGGAAGGAGUGUCGUCAACUUCCCAUUAUCAGAGAUCGUAGCAAGUUAUGAUAGAAAACGCCGCCGGAAACAUUUCUCACGGAUGGUCUCUCCUCUUGAUAAGAGAAAGUCAAUGUCUAGUUAACGUGUUUUGUAGGAAGGAGUUUCAAGUUGAGGAUUUUUAGGUGGUUUUAUGCUUGCAGUUAAUCACUUCAAUGGGGUGACUUAAGGAGCCUCCUUAUGUAACGCCCUGAUUUCCUUUCAGUUAAACGUGACGUUCACGUCGUUUUCACUCCUCAAAAUUUAAACCGAGGAAAAGAAAGUUUCAGAGAAACUUAUCAGAGAUUAAAUUGAAAGUGACUUAACUACUAAAAUGCUCCUUCGGGUUGAUACAUUUGUAUGUUAUUCAAUAGGUUAUCAAAAUGUUGAGUCGCCCUGUGUAAAAAACGAUUCAACUGGUGCUGAAAACACUGCAAAAAUGUUUCAUGGUAUACUAUCGUAGGGUAUGUUUUAAAUUUUUUUCCUUAAACCUUCGAAAAGGUCGUUUAAGAUUAGUGUGGUCGCUUGACUUUCUAAUGAGGUUUGUGAGCUGGUCAAUGCCCUUUAGACUUUAUCUUCAUGAACUUAACAUAUGUAAUCUUUUUUUGGUACCCUCAAAACCCUUCAAAUCUGAUGAUCUGAUUUGUAUUUCUCCUUUCUGGCUGCCAUUCAUUUUCUUGUUAAUUAUUUAGGAGAAAAUGUCAGUUUUUCAAGGGGAAAUGAAAUGUUGAUCACUUCUGCGAUACAAAGGGUCUAAUAGUAAUUGCAAGCUAGUUAAAAGUUUUGCUGCGUAUGAAAAUAAUUUGGGUUAAAACCCUUUAAAGCCUCCGUUCAUGUCUGUUGAACGCCCUAAGUAAAUUUACCAAAUCGGAAGAUUAUUUAUAAACUAGAUUUGAUAACGUUUUCCAUAUAUAGUUUAUUUAUGUACCUUACUGAACUUUUCACGGACUACAAGGGUACACACGAUUAAAGAAAUGAGUCAGGAAUCAAAUCACUUCUUUCCGAGUGUUGGACGUAUUUAUGACUGGAUAAGAAAGAGGUAAAAUACUUGCUUUGACAUGCAAUCAUAAAAAAGUCGAACAAACUUAUCAACCCUUUUUACCCUAACGUCAGUAUGUACAUUCUCCCUACUUCUUUUCUUACAUUUCAUAACGUGCUGACAAGGAGAGUUUAUAAAACAAUCAAGAGCUUUUUUAAGUUGGUGAUCAUUUCCUUAUUCUCCUGACCUUAAUGUGUAAUUUAGGGGUGAUAUUGUAAGGAGAAAUUAACUGCUAGUCAUUCCGAGGGGUCAAAGGGUCAUGACAGAUGACAACCUGCACCAGAAGCCUAAGGUGUGGUGUAGUGGAAGUGUACCUAGUGAGUAACGACCAGCCAUGGGGGCUACGCCCUAUACAAAGAGGGAAGGCUACACAGACUAACAAGCUUUCCAAAAGUUCGGACUUCAAAUAGGGCUUUUUUAAGGGCAUUAUCCUUACUCUUCUUCACCCUUGGAAGGCCUCGUUCAUGGCAAAUGAAAGGGCAGUUCCACUUGCAAACGAACUUGACGAAGCGCAGGAAAACGCAAGUGACCAGGUUACGAUUGGUUUAAAACGUUUAAACCCUAGCAUACCUUACCGUAUACAUUUCCCAAGUUGCUAACAAGGAGAAUGUCUUUAGCAAUCAAGAAUUUCUCUAGUUGAUGAUCAUUUCCUUUGUUCUGGUGACCCUUGUAAUUCAGGGGCGAUAAUUUAAGGAGAAAUUAGUUGCCAGUCACUCUUAAGGGUCAAACGAUUAAAAAGGAUGGCGCGGCUAAAAUGCAAAGUAAAGCUACACCAGUGACAAAUAUAUCAAUCAUUAAGAAUGCGUUAAAUUCUGUAUUUUAUUGCUACGUCCUUGUUGGACAGAGUUAUUUUCUCGCACAGCAGUACGCAAACAUUGUUUUAAUUAUUAAAUAUCUAUGAUCAAUAACAUCAAUCUAAGGAAGCAUUAGGACAAGAGUAAUAUAAAAGAAGAUGUGCAAUGAACUUUCUCAAACAGUUGUCACAAUGAAAAGUUAACCCCAAGGAUUGACGUGUAAUUCGCCCUUUGACUUUGAAUAAAACAAUU